Molecule: messenger RNA, 160 nt
Organism: Funneliformis geosporum
Lineage: Eukaryota; Fungi; Glomeromycota; Glomeromycetes; Glomerales; Glomeraceae
Source: the annotation of a GenBank genome assembly
ACCAUAUCUUACUGGUACUAAACAAAUAGUCAUUUCUACUCAACUUAAUAUACCAACUAGUACUAUAAGUGAUAUUAUAAAAAAGUAUAAAGAAACAAGUUCUACUGAACCUAAGCAAUAUCCUGAAAAACCAAAAAAACCCAAAGAACGUGAUACCUGA